Messenger RNA from Anopheles aquasalis, 838 nucleotides. RefSeq names its product Glycoprotein hormone alpha 2. Gene Ontology annotation, molecular function: hormone receptor binding. Gene Ontology annotation, biological process: cell surface receptor signaling pathway. NCBI's taxonomy places the organism in Eukaryota, Metazoa, Arthropoda, Insecta, Diptera, Culicidae. The record is from RefSeq and is a predicted model, not a curated record.
UAAGCCAACUCUACAAGACCUUUCUCAACGCCAAACACCGUCACCGAUGUCGCCUUGCCGUUUGUGAUGAUGUUGCUGAGGGCAGCCGUGAUUCGGGAACUAUAAAACGCGUGCAUUUUCGGGGACUGUACGAGUACAGAGUGAGCCUACAGGGUGGUGAGUGGUGGUGUGCCAAUUGAUCGCUUCCGGAGUCCGGCCAGAAAGGGGGCCAGAAAGUUGAGAGAAAAUGUUAUGGCUUCGGCUGCUGACAAUGAUGGUCUGGGCGCUGCUGAUGGUGGCUGCCCGGGAAUCCUGGCAGAAACCGGGCUGCCAUAAAGUGGGACAUACGCGAAAGAUAAGCAUCCCAGAUUGUGUCGAGUUCACGAUCACCACCAACGCUUGCCGAGGAUUUUGUGAAUCGUUCGCUGUCCCAUCGGAACCGUUUGCCAUCCUUGGCCACAAGCCGCCGCAGCCCGUCACUUCCGUCGGGCAGUGCUGUAACAUCAUGGAGAGUGAGGACGUGCAUGUGCGCGUCCUGUGCAUCAAUGGUAUCCGAAAUCUCACCUUCAAGUCCGCCACCAACUGUUCCUGUUAUCACUGUAAAAAGGAUUAACCGUCGCUGGGUGUGCAGCGCGUGAUGGCAAGGGCGCAUGGCCAUCCGGAAUGGUUUGGGGUGGAAGGGAAGGGAUAGUAGACGGACGGACGGACGGACGGACGGUCAUCCACCGAUUAUUAGCCGAUCAAUUUAUUUACCUCUGAGCCACUUUGUUUGGAGCCAUGCGAUGGUUCGUGUUCGUGUAAUCUACGGAAACAAAUACUAAACAUUUGUACAAACAACAAACUAUACUCUGCAUCAAAU